GAAUGUAAUUCAACACGUGAGCCGGGAACAUAAAUCAUAAUCCGCCUGUGUAUAAGAAAAAUCUUGUGACCCAAUGUUCUAUGCUACAGACAGAUAAUGCGGCUAUCAAUACAAGUUCUGUCAAUACUAUUCAUAUUCCGCUUGUCUUACACUAGCUGCAACGAUGUUUCUAGCGAAAAAUGGCCAUCAGUGGGCAUAUCUGUGCUGGUUCGCAAUAAAGAGCACACAUUGCCCUAUUUCCUGAGUUGUCUGACGGAAUUGGACUAUCCAAAGGACAGGCUGUACAUUUGGAUAUACAGUGAUUUCAAUGAAGAUGGCAGCAUAGGUAUUCUGGAAGAAUGGGCAGCUAGAUACAAGUCUGACUACAAUGAUAUAGUAAUAACGGCCAAUAAAACUAGUGGGCCUCGUCACGAAGAUGAGAAGAAUGCCGUACAUUGGAGCCCUAAGCAUUUCAAGCAUGUUAUACGGCUAAGAGAGGAAGCAUUGAGUUAUGCUAGGAAAAAAUGGGCAGACUUUUUAUUUAUGCUGGAUGCUGAUGUGUUUCUCACAGAAAAGCAGACUCUCAAAAGUCUAGUCAGGAAAGAUGUGCCCGUGGUGGCCCCCAUGCUGAUCUCCGACGGCCUCUACUCUAAUUUUUGGUGUGGAAUGAACGAGAACUAUUAUUACGAAAGAACGGAGGACUACAAGCCGAUCUUAACAAGGACCGAGGUUGGAUGCUUCAGUGUCCCCAUGGUGCACUCUGCGGUGCUCGUGUCACUCAGGCGUGAUGUGUCUGACGGCCUCACCUAUGACAAUACGAAGAUAAAGGGCUACGAAGGACCCGAAGAUGAUAUCAUAGCGUUUGCUGUCAACGCGAAAUAUCAUGGCAUCAAUCUAACCGUCUGCAACGACCUCCUGUACGGCUUCGUCCCCGUGCCCCUAGAAGACGGUGACGAGCUAACCCAAGACCAUGAGCAACUCCUCAACGUUAAACUGGAAGCCAUCAGCCGAGGCUCCCCUAUACCUCUACUAGAUACCUUCAAGUCUUUGAUAAAGUACCCGAAACGUUGGAGGUUCGGAUGCGAUGAGGUGUACAUGAUCAAUCUGGAGAGACGGACGGAGAGACGCCGGUUGAUGGAGAUGAGCUUUAAAGAGCUUGGGAUGGAGGUUACGACGGUUAAGGCGGUUGAUGGGAGAAAUCUGGACUUAAACGAUUUGAGACAAUAUUCUGCCACAAUAAUGCCUAACUACAUGGAUCCGUAUCAUAAAAGACCAAUGAAGGCGGGCGAGGUCGGAUGCUUCCUAAGCCACUAUUAUGUCUGGGAAAAGAUAGCGAAGCAACGCCACGGCAUCGCGCUAGUGUUGGAGGACGAUAUCCACUUCGCGCCGUACUUCCGGUACCGCUUCCAACAGCUACUGAGGGAACUCAAACACUUGGACUGGGACCUCGUAUACAUAGGUCGCAAAAUCCUUCAAAGCGACGACGAAGAAUAUGCGACGGAGCACACAGUCCGUCCCCUGUACUCGUACUGGACGCUCGGCUACCUACUGAACGCGCGCGGAGCGGCCAAGCUACUGGCUGCCAGGCCGCUCGAGACCAUGCUGCCCGUGGACGAGUUCCUGCCCAUCAUGUUCGACCAGCACCCCAAUGACACAUGGAAAUCAUACUUCCCCAACCGCAACCUGUUGGCGUACUCUUCGGCGCCUCUCCUGAUACACCCGACACACUACACCGGCGACGAGGGCUACAUCAGCGACACCGAGGACUCCACCGUAUUAGGCGACCACGGUGACAACGGUGACCCCGGUGAGCGCGGUGACCGUGGUGACCGCGGUGACCGCGGGGCCCCUUCCGAGCACGUCAAGAACGAGCUAUGACCGCUGCCCUCUUUCAAAACCAAGAUUCCUAACCAAACGGCUAAUGUAGCCGUGAAAAAGCGACGGAGGCGAACGCUAUGGAAGUAAGGUUAGACAGAUAUUGAUGUGGCUAAGUGAUCUAUACAGAUAACCACUAGAUCACGCAUUAUUCGUUUAUUAGUUUAUUCGUUCUGUUUUGCAGUUAUACUUUAAACUGGCAUAUUCGACAACCGCCCGUCAAAAGGAUUUACGCCCUGCGCUUGACAAAGUACCUACUAAGCCGGGAGCCGCAUCGUUCAACUCGUUAACGUUUGCGACCUAAGUGCGUAUAAAUUCAACGAAAAAAAUCUUAAUAAAUCUGCAUUUGAUUCCUUUUGAAGGUAACAAACACUGGGGACAUUCGACAUAGAUACUCAAUACAUUGUAGAUACUCUGUCCAAUACUUUCCGCUUCAUAACUACUUAUUGAAACACUGAAGCAAAAUUAGGAUAUUAUUAAUAUUAAUCUAUUUCUAUAAUGGUGCCAUUAUAAGUGCCAUAAAGUUACUUUUCUGGUCACAUUACGCCAAACGCAAAAAAUAUGAUAUUAUGAACACUAUGACGCAUUAAAUUAGUAUUAGUACCUAAUGUCAAAUAGGUACAAUUGCUAUAUGUGACGUUCCACGGGAAAAGGUACCUUAUGAGGGUUUCUAGUUUCGGAGAUAUGAAAUGUUUUGUAAAGAGGUGAAAAAAUGCUCAAUUUUUUUUUAUUGUGUGAUCUGAAACCUUAAUGCGUAACGUUUGUUUACCUGUUUUUAUUUUUGUUACAAGUUAGUUAUAAGCCUAGUAAUGUCGUCUCAGAGUUUAGUCGAAAAGGUACCUUAUGGAAAAAAGAUUGAAAAUUCCCAAAAAAACUAGUCAAUACGGGAAAAGAAGUUUGGUAGAGAACUGUAUUAGCAUUCUGCAAAACUAAUUUGAUAAUUUCAGUUCUGGUUGGGGCGCCUAGCAAAUAUUAUAACCGUACAUCGACCGACAUUACAAAUCCAAGUAGCCUGCUAUUAUACCAAAGUUACUCUCGUCAAGUCUUUCUUAACUAGAAUAAUCUUCAUUUGGUUUGGUCGCAUGCAAUAAAUCAGCCAUUGGUUUGCUGAAAAAUGCCAAUACCCGACGCAUUACCUUAUGGAAUAUCUGAGGUCAUUGAACCUCAAUGCCGCUUGUCUUCAAUGGCAACCAAAAUAUAUUAUUGAUAAGAAAUAGACUAUUUAUACCAUCUUUACCCCAAAAUAUUAUUAGUUUAUCCUAACUGUUCCAUCAUCAUCAUGCCUCAUCAUGUAACUUAACCACAAGGUACCUUUUCAUUACAUACAAAUUAUUGGUCUUUUUUAAGAUUAUUAUGACGAAGAACUAAUUAAAUUUGUGGCAGUUUAAUGUAAAUUAAUAUUUUCUAUUCAUAAAAGAUAAACUUCAAUGUGAUUGAUGUUUUGUAGUGAUGUAUUAUUAGAUUUAUUUCCAUAAGGUACCUUUUCGUAAAUGUAUGGAGCAAAUACUGUAAUUGUUAUGUAAGUUUAAAGUGGCAUAAGGGGUUAAAUAUAGUAUUUAGUUGGGGUUUUAGGAUUUAUUUCAUUUGAAUGAUAGAAUUUCUUUCAUAUGUGCUCAGAAAAAUUGAUUGUUUGUUACAUUAAAAGUAAAAAUAUUCAAUUUUCUGAUUUUAUAUGAAAAAGUCAGAAAAUACAUUUUCACCUCUAAAUCGGCAUUGCUUUUUGCUUAAACUGUCUCUCAGUGUCGUUUUCUAAUAGAUACAAUUUAAAUCUUGAGAGCUCAUUGCAAUCAAUCGUGAAAAUGAAAUAAAACUUUAUUUUCAAGAGAUUGGUUAGUAUACACAUAAAUCAGUCGAUAUCAAAGGUUUCUAUUUGCAUUACAGAACAAGUCGCAACAUUUUUUUAAUCUCAGAUAUAUAAGGUAUUAUUAUUUGUAGUCAACUAUGUAACUUACUUCAGGAACAUAGUUUUUUAGGCGGCUAAACUUAAAACUUCUCUAUUGUAAAGUUGCUCAUUUCACAACAUUAUUUUCAAAAAAUCAUAUCUCUGUAACUACGCAACUUAGAAGGUUGAUCUUUUGUGUUAUCGAUAGCUUAUUUAUUGUAGAUUACUGGGGUAUGCAUAACUCCAUACCCGCCAUAAGGUACCUUUGCCCGUGGGACGUCACAUAUAUACUCUACCUCUUGAUAUGUUGUUAUCACUGUCCGAAUUUUAUUUUGUAGGUAGGUCAUAAUUGCAUUUAUUAGAGUUAUUAUAUUUAAGUUUAUUGUCAAUUAGGAAAUAAUUUCAACAUAAUAAUAUAUUAUAUUUUAAAAAGUAUCUUUAAUUAUAUUAUAGAUAUUUUUUAUGUGCCAUAUUAUAUUAGGUAAGCAAAACUUCCUAGAACUUACUAAUUUUUAAGUAAUAAACGUAUCAAAUACUAGGCACUUGUGUUUUAAUCAGAACCAUACUGAUUAUCUGUCAUUUGUGACAUUUAUUUUAAUUUAGUAUUUUUUAGUUUUACAAAUUUUUAGUGGUAUGUGCUGUUGCGAUCAAAAUGGGAAAAACAAUUAUGUCCCCAAAAAAAUACUUCAGAAGGCGAAUCACAAAGAUACUGGUGAUGUUAUGGUCGACAAAAUUAGUUUAGAUAUCAAGGAACACUACCGUGAGCUGACGCGCUGUGUAACCGCGGUAAACAAGAUGGUGGACACGCUGUCCAAUCAGAUGGCCUGGCCGCCCGUCCGCUGUGAACACGAGAGGAGCGAAUUGGAAUGCUGCUACGAAACCCAGGAACGUUCAGGCAACUGCUCUAACGUCGUCAAGAAAUACGUGGAUUGUGUGCGCAAUGUACUCUUCUUGAGAAUUAGAUGCAAUUGAUACUUGUA
This is a messenger RNA of Cydia fagiglandana, 4716 nucleotides long. It is a transcript of the gene Cap-d3, whose product is annotated as glycosyltransferase 25 family member. The record is from RefSeq and is a predicted model, not a curated record. Lineage: Eukaryota; Metazoa; Arthropoda; Insecta; Lepidoptera; Tortricidae. The coding region runs from base 97 to 1857 and encodes 586 amino acids. Gene Ontology annotation, molecular function: procollagen galactosyltransferase activity. The transcript is spliced from 11 exons.